AUGUCGUUGGCAGUGCCGGUGUGUGAGACACUUUCUAUACGUGUCGUUGGCAGUGCCGGCGUAUGGGAAGAGUAUGUAUAUUGCUUGAGUAUCAUCACACACGUCGUUGGCAGUGCCGGUGGGGUGAUGAUACUGUCUGCGCGCGUAGGACUUGAUAUGAGAUUUGUGAGCUACACGUGUCGUUGGCAGUGCCGGCGUGUGAGCUAUGGAGUUCUGUCCCCCGGUUGGACUACUCAUCCCUGGACGCGGGUUCUGGUUCGAAAAUCCUGCGUACCAGCCAACAAUCCCCGGUUGGAUUGUCUUCCCCGGUACAUUAGUAUGGAGAGAACUAAGAGGUUACUCCAGAAAGGGUGUGAAGGAUUUCUAGCUCAUAUCAUCGACACUCGAGAGAUCACCUUGAAUCUGGAAGAUAUUCCUGUUGUUAGUGAGUUUCCUGAUGUCUUUCCAGAUGAUCUUCCUGGGUUACCUCCUGAAAGGGAAAUCGAGUUUACUAUUGAACUCCUUCCAGGCACCAAUCCUAUCUAUCUAACUCCUUAUAGGAUGGCACCAGCCGAGCUUCGGGAAUUGAAGACUCAGUUGCAGGAAUUAGUGGAUAUGGGUUUCAUCCGACCUAGUGUUUCCCCAUGGGGUGCACCGGUGUUGUUUGUGAGGAAGAAGGAUGGGACCAUGAGGUUAUGUAUUGAUUACCGGCAGUUGAAUAAGGUGACAGUACGUAACCGGUAUCCUUUGCCUCGGAUUGAUGAUUUGUUCGAUCAGUUGAAAGAUGCCAAGUAUUUCUCUAAGAUUGAUCUGAGAUCAGGGUACCAUCAAUUGAGGAUUAGAGAAGAGGAUGUUCCCAAGACCGCAUUUAGAACGCGGUAUGGUCAUUAUGAAUUUCUGGUGAUGCCGUUUGGACUGACGAAUGCUCCAGCAGCGUUUAUGGAUCUCAUGAACAGAGUGUUCCGACCAUACUUGGAUCACUUUGUGAUUGUGUUCAUAGAUGAUAUCUUGGUUUACUCUAAGACUUUGGAAGGGCAUAAGAAGCAUCUAAGAUUGGUAUUGAGGACUUUAAGGAGGAAGCAGCUUUAUGCCAAAUUUAGCAAGUGUCAGUUUUGGUUGGAUAGAGUGGUAUUCCUUGGACAUGUAAUCUCAACGGAAGGGAUUUAUGUGGAUCCGCAGAAAGUUGAGGCUAUUGUGAAUUGGGUGCAACCCACAAGUGUGACGGAAGUACGGAGUUUUCUGGGGUUUAGCAGGUUACUAUCGUCGAUUUGUGGAAGGGUUCUCUUCGAUAGCAGCACCUCUCACGAGGUUGACAAGGAAAGAUGUUGCAUUUGA
Messenger RNA from Prunus armeniaca (apricot), 1314 nucleotides. The record is from the annotation of a GenBank genome assembly. Lineage: Eukaryota; Viridiplantae; Streptophyta; Magnoliopsida; Rosales; Rosaceae.